Molecule: messenger RNA, 606 nt
Organism: Brugia malayi
Lineage: Eukaryota; Metazoa; Nematoda; Chromadorea; Rhabditida; Onchocercidae
Gene: Bma-glb-25
Exons: 4
Coding region: 1-606 (201 amino acids)
Molecular function (GO): heme binding; oxygen binding
Source: RefSeq, a predicted model, not a curated record
AUGGGUUCGGGAAGUAGUGUACCGGCUCAAUCACGUAAUAUAGCCGGUGGCGGUAAUGGCGGUGGCGGUGGCGGUAAUGAAGCAGGAGUUGAAAAUGGUGAACAGCAAAAAGUUGAUCCACGAUUACCAUAUCCAAAUUUUCGGGAAUUAUUCACAUUGAAGAAUUAUUGGAAAACUGUAAGGCGAAAUGAUCGUGAUUGCGCCAAAAUGAUAAUUGCUAAAUACUUACAGCAAAAUCCCGAUAAUAAGGAAAAAUAUCCGAAACUAAAAAACAUUGACGUAAAUACGGUGAGUGCUGCAACGGCGGAUUCUGGUUUUGAAACAGUCGCAGCUAAUUAUUUAAAGGUAUUUGAUGAUGUAAUAACAACCGUUGAAGAAAAACCAGCGGACGUCUCGGAUGCUUGUUCACGGCUUACAGCUGUCGGUAAAAUGCAUAGGACAAAGGUAAAUGGAAUGGAUGGUAGUGAAUUUCAAUUACUUGAAGAACCAUUUUUAUCUAUGAUCAGUGAAAUAUUGCAAGAUCGUUACAAUGAUAAAGCGGAAAAUUUAUUUAGGAAAUUUUUUCAGUUUUGCCUCAAAUAUAUUCUUGAAGGCUUCAAUUCAUAG